GAACUACUCGGUGACAUUUGGGACCCUGAGAACAUCCACUGUGGCAUUACUUACACCACUGGCAAUGGCCAACGUCAUAAAUCUGCCUUUAUUUCUUUUCUUUUCCCUUCUCUCCUCCCUUCCCAUUCUCCCCACCCGUCAUCCUUCCUCCUUCCCUCUUUCUUUCUCGCAGGCCAUCAUUUGCUUUUGGUUUUCCACAGUGCCACUUUACUGGUAUGCCACUUGGCUGGAGCUGUGGACAAUCAACACUGUUUAGAAACACACUGUCCCAGCCUUUUUCCUUGUUGGCCGUCUGAAGGCAAGAUGGGUCACCAGCAGCUCUCCUGGAGUCACCAACACAAGUUCACCCAGGGUUCUCGCUCUUGCGAAGUCUGCUCUAACCACCAUGGUCUGAUCCAAAAAUAUGGGCUGAAUAUGUGCAGUAAGUGUUUCUGUCAGUAUGUGAAGAACAUGGGCUUCAUUAAGUUGAGACUAAGAGACCUUGGAUUAUAA
This is a messenger RNA of Peromyscus leucopus (white-footed mouse), 492 nucleotides long. RefSeq names its product 40S ribosomal protein S29-like. NCBI's taxonomy places the organism in Eukaryota, Metazoa, Chordata, Mammalia, Rodentia, Cricetidae. The transcript has a single exon. The record is from RefSeq and is a predicted model, not a curated record. Bases 304 to 492 code for a protein of 62 amino acids. Gene Ontology annotation, biological process: translation. Gene Ontology annotation, cellular component: cytosolic small ribosomal subunit; ribosome. Gene Ontology annotation, molecular function: structural constituent of ribosome; zinc ion binding.